Molecule: messenger RNA, 708 nt
Organism: Porites evermanni
Lineage: Eukaryota; Metazoa; Cnidaria; Anthozoa; Scleractinia; Poritidae
Source: the annotation of a GenBank genome assembly
AUGACGGGGAAAAAGGAGGAGUUUUUGCGCAUAAGCGGUGAUUUAGAUUUCCAAAAUCGUAGUGAUUCCAUUUUUGGUUCUCUAGACAACCUUGAACCCGAGCAAAAAAGUGAAACAGAGUCAAAGCCUCAUGGCCCCCGAGCACCAAAACACGUUCCAGAUCAUGUCUUGCAUCCUCAGAAAUGGACCAAAUAUAGUCUCGAGGAUGAUGGAACUGACAAAAGUUCCGGUAUGUCUGGGGAAGCCUUAAACAGACAUGUGGCUUUAUCCUUUCUGGAUGACAUUCGUAAAAGAAAAGAAAACUUAUCCAUGAACUCAGAAUCGGAAUCAGACGUUGUAAUGACUGAAAAACAUGUGUUCUCAAAAUCAGCGAUCAAGCAUAAGAUGGAGAUUGAUGAAGCUCCUUUACAGUCACAGCUUGUGGGAGGUGUCAAUAUCAUGAAAGAGUACGUGAUAGGACUAUCUCCUGCAAAGACAACUAGAAGAGAAUACAAAAAACUCUCUGGUGAUAAAAAGCUGAACUUGUCAGGUGAAUCCGUAAGUCUCGGUCACUUGGAGGAGAAGGAAGUAGGUGAUAGUGAUUCAGAUAUCUCAGCAGGUGUUUCAGAACCUGUUGAGGAACAGCAUGAGAAAGUGAAGUUUGCCAAAAGAAAAGUAAAGAAACGCAGUGGACUACGUGAACACAAAUCAACACCAGCUGAUGAAUAA